Molecule: messenger RNA, 911 nt
Organism: Ochotona princeps (American pika)
Lineage: Eukaryota; Metazoa; Chordata; Mammalia; Lagomorpha; Ochotonidae
Product: testis expressed protein 56
Exons: 5
Coding region: 39-743 (234 amino acids)
Molecular function (GO): nucleic acid binding
Source: RefSeq, a predicted model, not a curated record
UCCUCCCUCUGACCUUCUCUGUGCCUGAAAGGGCCGCCAUGGAAACGGCCAGCAACAAUCCCACUGGAGUCAAGUUCCCACCCCUCACCAUGGCUCAGCUCAAGAACUACGCCCAUCCUGACAUCCUGGCCCGCACCUUUGAGAACCUGUCUAACCUCCACAGGCUGCUCCCAAGUCAUCUGACAGAGACGCUCUGUUGCUACAAGAGUGAAGAGGACAAGCAAAAAGGCGAGGAUCCUGAGUUCUCUGGCUUAGAGAAGGUCUUGGCAAGGUACCAGCUGCCAGAAGAGGUUCACCUGAGCCCAAAGCCGAGCAAAAUGCCGUCAUGGAAAAGAAAAUCCAUCAACAGUGUAAGUGAAGGGUGGAAGAAGUGCCAUUUGUGGAAGAAGAAUACAGAGGAGCCACCCAUGUCCACCAUAGUGGUCAGAUGGCUGAAGAAGAACAUGCAGCCCACUGAAGACCUCAAGUCGGUGAUCAGUAAGCUCUCCGUGUUUGGGCCCAUCCAGUCUGUGACCCCGUGCGGACGCCAGAGUGCCACAGUGGUCUACGAGGACAUGAUCUCAGCUUGCCGCGCGGUGAGCGCUUUCCAAAGCCAGGUCCCGGGCACCAUGUUCCAGUGCUCUUGGAAGCAACGAUUCCUGUCUAAAAACAAUGCUUACUCAAGAAAUGCUGAGAAGACCCAGCCUAAGAAAAGCUUUAAUAACCAAGAAACUGAAGAAAGAAACAAAAAGAGACAAGUGUAGCCGAGGGGCCACAAGCAGGAACAUCGCAGUGCCUUCUGGGUAUCUAGAACUUCUCCGAAGCUCAUAAUGAUAAGCGAAGACUGCCCAGCCUUGUUACAUGACAACGACUAAUCUCCCUGCACAAAUCAGACCAGAAAGAAUAGGGAUGGUGCUGAAACUCUACAGUUU